Messenger RNA from Brachypodium distachyon (stiff brome), 1956 nucleotides. RefSeq lists its product as uncharacterized. The record is from RefSeq and is a predicted model, not a curated record. The coding region runs from base 313 to 1584 and encodes 423 amino acids. Lineage: Eukaryota; Viridiplantae; Streptophyta; Magnoliopsida; Poales; Poaceae. The transcript has 13 exons.
GACCAUCAUAGUUUAGCUGGCCGACCGGCUCCCCAGUACAGCCUCCACUUCUGUGCCAUGUGAUCUUCCUCCUCCUACUCCAACUCCUCGGUAUCUCCACUCCAAAGAUCCCCGCCGCCCCUUCUGCCCUGCUCCUGCAGCAGCGGAGUGCGAUCUGAACAAAGGCUGCCAUUCGCGUCUCCUCCUCUGCAGGGUCAAACGACUCUCUCUCUCCUUCCUCUCUGCCGGUUCGCCGUCUUCAGACUUCAGGUCUCGUGAUCUCGUCUUGUCUUGGCUGCACUGCACGGCUGCCUCUGACCUUGCUCGCAUUAAAUGGGGUGUGGUGCGUCAAUCCCCAUCAAAUAUAGUGGGAAGGGGCGGAAGCGCCGGAGCGUCAUACAAGAGGUCGCCGUGUUUGUGCCCACCAUCCGCGUCCCGGAGGAUACCGACAUCGUCAAUCCACUCAGGGGGCUGGUUUCCAAGGAGCUUGUCGAUCGUCUCGCCGCGCUCCGUGCAAACGUCGUGUCACUGUCUGAAGAAAUAUAUCAUGGGGAUACGUCAGCAGUUUCUGAAUUACAACGCGCACUCGAAGAGUACCUGCCAAUUGUUCUUGGUUUAGCAAUCAAAGAGAGCCGUCUAGAAGCAUCAGUGAAAUUUAGUUGGAGGACCUUAGAUGAUGACCAGGAGUGUGUUCUUGCGAGUGCAUGGUAUGAAGUGCUUUCUGUUGUCCACAUGAUGGCCAUGCUCGCAUUGUUUGAGGCAAAUCUUUUACUCAUUCCGAGGAAUGUUCAGGAUGGAAGUGAAAGGAAGGUGUCCGAAGAUGCAAAGAAGGAUGUCGUUGAUUCAUUGCUCAGAGCAUCAGGAUGCUUAGACUACUGUGUGCAUCGCAUACUUGUUCAGAUACCGGCACAAAUCAAGAAGAGCUUUCCUAGUUACUUGCAGGAAGGUAUGCUUGAGGCGAUCUCAAUUCAGGCCUUGGCUCAGUGUGUUCAAAUACAGCUUGGAUUGGCUUCCGAGUGUGAUAAGGCAACAUUAUCGGUAAAGAGAAGGCUAGCUUGUGAGCAAGUCAGCUAUUUUUCGCAGGCUCACUAUUGUCUGUCGGGAUGUGAUACAAGUGACUCAUAUGGAAAGAAGCUUCUGCUGUUCCUUAAGUGGAAAUGCAUGGAUGCUAAGGCAGUAGCAUAUUACUACCAUGCUCUAGUACUUGACAAGGGCAGCGAACCGAGCAACCAUAUAAGUUCAGUCUGCUGCCUGUCUGCAGCUGAUGACCUCCUGGCUGAGAGCAAGAGAGCUUGUCUAAGCUUUUGCUUGGCAAACCCUAUCACAAGGGUACCUCCUCCUUGGGGUAUCAUGAAGAACAUGCACAAGAAAAUUCCAGACGUCGCGUACAAGAAAUUCCAAAUUUAUGGACAUCUUCUUGAACAAAACAAGAAUAGUGCACUUCAAUCCUUGCCUGAUCUACCAGAGUUUCCACUCUCGCUGAGACCUGAAGGGUAUGAAUUUCCAAUCACCGAUUCAAUCUGGGAGAAUGUUGAUUGCCAACCCCAGAUUCAGAGUCUUAAGGAGCAUCUAAAGGAUGAUGAAGAAGUAGCCGAAACAAAAUGAUAGUUCAGGCUUCCGAAUGCUUGUAUUUUAUCUCCAAUAUUAAGAGAAGUAAUACAUCGAAAUACUCAAUUCAAGAGGUUUUUGGUUCAGAAAAAGGAAGAAGCGAAGGAAAUAGAAUAUUUACCUGUGUAAGUGAGAAGUAUUUACAAUCUAAUUGUAAAUCUUGGAUGCUUAGCAGAAGCGCCAAUAGUAGGAAAGAUCAAAGAAGAGUGUUAUGAUCAGAUAGUUUUAAGUGUAAAGCAUCACAAGAAUAGCAUACAAUUCUCUAGAGAAGAUUCAGUGUUCCUCAUCCAAAGUAUGCUCCAUGAUCAUGUGCAUAGAUGUUAUAAAUUUACUCCAGUCUGUCAUGAUGCAGUACAUGGAUAUUUGCAA